AGGUGAGCCUGAAUUUAUUAUCAACGAGGAAAUAUAUCCAUGGAUAAAUAAAUGAAUUAUAAUUGGGUAGAAAAAAUCAACAAAGAUUAAAAAGUAUUAAAUAUCCAAUUAAACGUUUAUAAUUUGAGUGAGAAAUUAAUAAAUGAAUAAAUAGUUUAAAAAGUGCUUGGGGAAUACGAGAGAGAACAACAACAAAAAUAUGUAUGUGAAAUUAAUACAUUACAGAAUAUUGAAUUAAUGAAAAAAUAAUCAUUUAUGUGUGAUUGUGUGCCAUCAGAGUUAAAUUACUCUGAAAUAAAGUGUCAGUGAAAAAAUAAGUUUUUCAAAUUCAAAUACAAAAGUGAGACGACAAACAGCAGGAAAAUGCAUUGCCUUUGUCGACCUUCACGUAUUAUGCCCGUACGCAUUAAUCUGCUGGACGAAACGGAGUUUGUACAUGAAAUUAAGGACGAUUUACCCGGCCAGGCACUGUUGGAUGUUGUCUUUGCCCGACUGAAUUUAAUUGAAACAUCAUUCUUUGGCAUUCGUUACAUCGAUGAAGAAAAUCAAACGCAUUGGCUGGAUCCAGCCUCACGAAUUUCCCGCCAAUUAAAACCCAAAGCAGAUCCAUACGAUUUAUAUUUUGGUGUUAAAUUUUAUGCUGCCGAUCCCUGUAAAUUAGUGGAGGAAAUUACAAGAUAUCAAUUGUUUCUGCAAGUCAAACAGGAUGUCCUGCAAGGAAGGCUACCAGUUGCCUUUGAAUUGGCUGCCGAAUUGGGAGCAUUUGUUGUGCAGUCUGAACUGGGUGAUUAUGACCAAAGACGCCACUCCAAAGGUUAUGUCUCCGAAUUUCGUUUACUACCCAAUCAAAGUAGUGAAUUGGAAAAUCGGGUUGCUGAACUACAUCAACAGCUCAAGGGUAUGUCACCGGCCGCGGCGGAGCUCAAUUAUUUAGACAAAGUCAAAUGGCAUGAUAUGUAUGGGGUGGAUCUGCAUCCAGUUUUGGGUGAAGACAGCGUGGAAUAUUUUCUUGGUCUAACGCCGAGCGGUAUUGUGGUGCUGCGCAACAAAACAACCGUGGCUCAUUAUUAUUGGCCACGCAUAGCUAAAGUCUAUUACAAAGGACGCUAUUUUAUGCUAAGGAUAAGUGAUAAAAAUAACGAGUUGAGCACUUAUGGUUUUGAGACACCUCGCAAAUCGGCUUGCAAACAUCUAUGGCGCUGCUGUGUCGAACAUCAUGCAUUUUUUCGUUUAAUGCGUGUACCGCCAUCGUUGCCAAAUUCACCGACAAACACUUCAGAUAUUUUUCAAUUGGGCUCGAGACUGAAAUGCAGCAAAGAAAAAUCCUCGAAGGAAGCACUUUUUAUUAAUCGUACACCUCCAACAUUUGUGCGGGUUCCCUCAAAGCGGCAGCCACGUCGCAUAAUGGAUGACUUUCUGAGCGGUGGAAAGAAACCCGAAUUUGGAAGUUCAGCAUUUCUAAAUGCCAAAAAUGUCAGCAACUAUGAGAGUCCCUAUCGAUCCACAUACAGUAUACCGACUAGUCUGGGCAUUAAUCCCUAUCACCAUCAGCCAUCACAGCACACUAUGCCGCACAGUCAAAGCAAUUACAAUAACAAUGGUGGCAACAACAACAAUUCCGUGCAGGCACCUGAUUCUCCGCGUAGUACUCGUAGUGCACCCUGGCCAAGGACUCAACAGCGUUCGUUGUUUGGCAAUAAACCUUCAAGUCCACGUUCAGUGAGAUCGGCCAGCACCACAGGUGGCGGCGGUGGUGGUGUUGGAGGCGGAGGAGGUGGUGGCGGAGGCGGCGGUAGUCUCGGCCACAACGGUAGUGGCCAUCAUCAUCAUCAGCAUUCACAUCAUACGCAUUCACGUUCCUCGCAACGUGAUCACGUAUCUUCGGCAGCAUCGGGAACCCAUAGUCAUCAACAGCAACGCUAUCGAUCUAGUUCAGUGGAAAGUCAUUCCUCAAAUGAUUCACGUUCUACGCGAAGACACAAACAUCGCCACAGGCGAACUUCCGACAACGAAAGUGAGCUGUCGCGAGGAUCUGGUCGCUCGGGACGUUCACAUCAUCGAAAACAUCGCAGAUCACGUCAUCGACGUGACUCCGGUGGCUCAGAUCAUGAAAGUACUCGGGGACGUAGCUACUCAGGUCAUCGUUCAUCGACAGCACGCAGUGCCAGUGCCAUUGGAUCUCACUCAGAGCUGGUUGAUUCAAGUACACAAUGGCGUGAGGCUCAACGGCGCCAGCAAGAAGCUAGUCUAGGCCAAAGUUCGGUGCAACAGGCAUCGGUAUCGAAGAGCAGUAUGGUGGCGCGUAGCCUGCACAGCAACGAUUCGCAUUCGGAUACGCAUUCGCAUCACAAGUCAAGGAGACACAAAAAGAAUAAAUCCCCCUCGGAUUCACGCAAUCGCAUUUGGAACAGUGAAUUAGCCAAACAUUUGCAAUUUGAUUUGGUCGAUACGGCCGGUAUGACCGAAGAUCAGUUGCGCGAGAUUCCCUACACCGUUGUGGAGACAACAUCCAAACGUUCCAAUUCCAAUAUACGCAUCCACAAGAGUAACAGUAAAAAUAGUGUAGGCGGUAAGAGUACCGGUUCGGGUAAUACCAUAACCAAUGGUAGUGGCGGUUCAAUAAGUGGCCAUGGUAAAAAUCGUGUCGAUCGCAUUAGAGGCUUAUGUUACCAAAAUUCUAAUCCCAAUGAUAGUAAUGGUGCCAAAAAUGGUUCAAUACGUUCAGCCAGUACAAUAUCAUCAAGGGAGUGCGAUCGAAAUAGCGGUCUAGUACGCAUGAUGUCCAGCAUGAGUAUGGGUGAUUUCAUUUCACCCACCGGUUCAAAUCUCAGUCCCAUGGAAAAUUCAGCACUGCGAGUAUCACAUGAACAUACCGAUUCUGGUUUGGGAGCCGAUCAGGAUUAUGCUUAUUCAUCCGAAAGAUCAAGUGAUAGUACACGGUAUGGUACUAACAAGUCCUCUGGGGCCUCUAGCGGUAGCCAUCGUAAAUCCUCCAUUAAUGGAGGUGGUAAUUCCCAAGCUUACAAUAGCCUUAUGCAACAGACUGUGAGUAAUCAAAAACAUCAUCAUCAGCAACAACAACAGCAGCAGCAACAACAACAACAACAUCGACAAAACUCAUUUUAUGGCAAUAGACGCCAUGACCAAACGCCAAACCCAACCAAGCCAAAUUACAGCAAAUACCCAACCACUAACCAGCAACAACAGCAUCAGUCACAUCACCAACAUCAAUCCGUUAAUACAUCCUGUGGUGCAGCAGUUAAUAGUCAUCUAGUAACGCCCACAACCCAGACAACUGCAUCAUCACAGCAACAACGUACAGAUAAGGAUGGUGGCGGAGCAACUGGCGGCGGAGAGAAAUCAAUGCCCAGCCAUCGUUUGCUGAAUUAUACCACAUUUGAGAACAAUCAAUAUAAAUUCAGUCUGAACAAUGCAACACGGCCUGUGGCGGGGGGCAGUAAUGGUAGUAUUAGUGCCAAUAGUAGUAAUAGUGGUAUAGCUGGUGGCGGAAGUGGUGGUGGUUCCCUUACUAAUACUCCCCAUCAUGUUGAUCAUUUUGUAGAAUGGCCAAAUACCCCAGCUGCCCCCUACUAUUAUCAGGGACCCUCUUCGGUGGCCGUACAUGCCAAGAAGCGUGAUGCCAAAUCCGAUUUGGGGGUACCCACGCGACGUCUGUCCGGCCAAGCCAUUACCAAGACUCAACUCUUGACCGGAGGCAGUGCUGGUAAUUAUCCACCAUUGGGCAGUAUAGGUUAUCCUUUGAUAAGUGCCCAAUAUCCGGGCAUUGGUUUUAAUUCUCGCUUACAUCCGGCCAAAUCGGAUCUAUUCCUGGCCUAUCCAUCAUCGGCGGCGGCAGCAAAUCAAAAUGAAUAUGAGCCACCAUUUAUUUACAAUUAUAAAAUGCCACACAUGCCAGAGUUUGUCAGCAGGAACAGCAACAAGAUGUCAACACAAUCUGCCGGACAGCAGCAACAACACCAACAACAAUCCGGAACACAACCAUCCCAACAACCAACCGCCUAUCAUAUUUCCGGGGCCCAGACAGCAGAUCCAUUACCUCCGAAUUGUUACAAAGCGAAUAGCAACACAGCAAGUAGCAGUAAUCUGUAUGCCGGUGCUGCACCAGCAACCGAUGUCAUGUAUUAUCAAUUCGAUAAUAGUUGUGUGGCUUCUUCGGCUUCCACGUCCUCAACCAAAGCUCCAGCCAUUGUCCAGCAACCCAAGUCGUUGAUGGUUCACGGCAAGGCUGCAGUAAUUUCGGGUGGAAAUUCAACAGGAUCGCCUGCCCACAAUCUUGUUGGGCCAUUGGUUUUCUUGCAACAUCCCCAGUCUCAGCAGCAACAGCAACAUAAUCAAAACACCGGAUCUUCUUCCGUUAACAACUCCAUGCCACAGACUUCUAUCACAACCACCAACACAACCACCUGUAGCACCACAACCAAUACAAUUGGCAAUGAUAGGCUUCAGGCAAACGGAACAAACAAUUCAACAUCCCAUUCAAUGUCGACAACCUGUAGUGAAGAUGACUUAGAGGAGAUUGAUGAGGAGCCCAGUCACACAGAAGAUGAUUGUGAUGAUCACCAUCAAAUUGGACAGCAUCAGCGGCACGAUAAUCUUCUAAAUGAUAGCUAUGAUGAUAAGAGUGAUGAAGUCUCCUAUGAUGAAUAUGAUGAUGGCACUUCAACUACCAACAAUAAUAAUAAUUACAAUAACAACAACAGUCCCGAAAUUCAAACACCCGAAAGUGUCGACAGAGAUCAGGUAGAGGAAUUUGGCCACUCAUCGAUGUCUGUGGCCCAUCGUAUUAAUUUAGAUAAUUGCAAUGCCAACAACAACACUCAAUGGCAAUAUCCAUCGCCAACAAAUGCAAAUGCACAGCAACCCGACUUAUUAUCCCCCAAUGCUAAUACUGUCAUGCAUCAUCAUAAUAGUAGCAUGAAUCCGCCCCAUACCAUAAGCACCAAUAUUGUCCCAAUCACAACCAACAAUCCUGCUGCCACAUCCACGUCCAUGAAUAGCAAUAAUAUAGUUAUUACGACACAGCCCUUAUCAUCAUUUACCGGCACCACAAAUUGCAAUAAUACAGCCACACUUCCGACCAAUGCCACAGAUCCAGCCACCACUAACACACAGCAUCAGCAUAAUAAUUCCCCCAUGCAGGACAUGCAGAAAAUUGAAAAUUUACAUAGCAAUUCCAAUUCAAAUUCCAAUUUAAAUUCUCCCCAAAUCCCUAAAACCAGCAAUGCAUUUGGUAGUUCCCCCAGUGGCGGCAAAGUGGCAUCCAGUGCCGGCGUGAAUGUGUUGUCGACAGUAUCGUCAAUGCCAUCAUCAGCAUCAUCUUCAAUAUCAUCAUCGUCAUCAUCGAAUGCGGCGUCCGGAACAACAACAGCAUCCAAUGAUAUGCAAACCCCACAAAAUCAGUUACAAAAUCAAAAUCAAAAUAUUUCCUCCAGUUUAGAGAUAAUCCUUUCACCAAUUAUACUAAGUAGUCGACGAGCACAAUCGUAGGUGAAAUGAGUACAGAAUUGUGAGAAUUAAUGAAUUUUAAUUUGCAACAACCGGCCCCACAAUUGGUACUUCCACCGCCUAAGCCGCCGCCCUUACUAAGGCCUCUUCAGCAGCAGCAGCAGCAUCAGCCGCCGCCGCCACAACAGCAGCAGCAUUAUCAUCAGCAACAACAGCACCCACCAGCAACGAUGCUCCACAUACCCAUACAGGUGGCCACCAUUAGCAUACCAGAUGUGGAGCAACAACAACAACAACCAUCCCAACUACAGCCGAGCCAAAUGCCACAGCAUUUGUCGACCUAUCAACUUCAAAUUCAGCAUGAAAAUCAAGAAACAUUGGCCGGCGUGCCCCCUCCCACGGUGUUUUGUAAGCGCUGGCUGCAACAGCAUCAACAGUAAUGAAAUGGAAAAUGAAGAAAAAAAAAAUAGAAAAUAUCGUAAGAAACAUGUAAAUAUUAUCAAAUGAAAAGAAAAAGAAAAAUAAAAUAUACAGAAAAGGAAACAGGAAAGGAAACGUAAACUAUUAGUCAGCAGGACGCAAUACGAUGUAAACACAAACGUUUUAUUUUCAUUUAAAUGAAUAUCUUUUUUUCCUUCUGUAAUGAUGUUCUUUUCAUCACUUGCUGCAUUGGAUGGAGGAUAUGCCAAGUCUGAUAUUUGGUUUGUAACUAUUCGAAGAAAACAAAAGGGAAAUAUUUACUUCAAGUGUUCUUUGGUGAGCUCAAUGUUUCAGUAAAGCUUAAUGUUCACUCAGAGGAGAGAUUUAAACUGACCUGUGAAUAUUGCGAAUAUUGAAGGGGUGUACCGGUAUUACCCAUCUCCAAACUCCAUCUAAGUUUGAUAAUAACAUAACGACGCCAAAUCUGGACCAAAUCGGUCGAAAGAGACAUAGGGUCUAAAAGAGUUAUUCCGAUGAAGCACGUUUUGCCGAUAUCAAAUGAUAUAUAACCUCUGGUAGCUACAUGGCUGAGAGUAUAAAAAGUAAGCACAGGCUAUAGUGGGGCGGGGCCAACCAUUCGAUAUCCUACAACAUUGAAUGGAGAUUCACUAAGAAGCAUCCAGAUAUCUAUAGCAAGUGUUGUACCUAAUUGCUACUCUUUUCAAAUGUUCAUAUAUCUGGAACAAUCGGUAUUUGACAAAUCCGACGUUCACAUUGUCAUGCACAAGUUUUAACUUGGAUUUAGACCAAACCCACCCCCAUGUCGUGUAAAUGGGUAUUCAAAGCAAUAUUUGAAAAAUUAGGUUCCUCUAUAUGAUGUCUGUGCCUCCAAUAUUUGGCUAUUUUCACCAAUAAAAUCAUCAUCAAUGUGAAGGUCAGAUUUGCUCCUCUCAUGUAUUUGUGAUCUCUGUAAUUUUCGUAUGUUUCCACACAAAACUGUGGAAAACAAUUAUCCGAUAGCCAUUUAAAAUGCUUCAGCGCUAUCCUAAACUAUAACCUCAAAAACAAUCCCACAUCUGUUCGACCUUAGUCAAGAACACUAGGGCAACUGGAAAAUCAAGACAUUUUUUAGGUUUUUGGUCCAUUUUAAAUCUUAAAUAUAAGUUCGAACAAUAAUUGCGACCUGUACAGGGUGGGUUAAAAAAAACUGCAACAAAGUCAAACGCCAUAAUUAUUACAUUUUUUUAAAUGUUAUUGAAUGAAAGCAAAAAAAGGUUCGGAAAUAGCAUCAUUUUAGAAUAUGUAUAGAUUUGUUCGAAUUGGUCAACUUUGGCACGAAUUAUGGCCUUCAAACGGCCAAUGAAACCGUCACACGCUGCACAAAUGUUUCUCUGCGGUAUUUUGGCCCAUUCCGGGCGAAGCGCUUGCUUGACGUGGUCGACACUUUGGCAUUUUUUAGUGUCAACUUUGCUUUUCAAAAUUCUCCAGACACAAUAGUCCAACGGGUUGGUAUCCAGUGAUUUUGGUGGCCAUUUUGCGCUGGAAAUGAAUUCAGGAACCUCAUUUUGUAAACAUUAAUGGGUGCGCGCCCUGAGUACUGUUGGAAUGCCCAAGGUCUACCGCCAAAAUGUUUGCUUGCUCAAGGCUUUAAUACACCCUCAGAAUAUUUUCGCGAUAUUAUUCGGUAUGUAUUCUGAUGCCACGGUCUAUUAAUACGAGCGGAGAGCGACCAACGGCUGCUAUGGCGGCCCACACCAUCACCAUGGCCGGCGCUUGAGUUCUGAUGGCCAACCGAAGGUGCAUAUUUUCAGCUGACCUCUUCGGCAAGUAAACACUAUCAUUUGUUUGUUUACAAACUGCUGGAAAACGAGUGUUUUUUCAUCGGAGAAAACAAAAUUCGGCAGUUCACCACUUUCGGCCAAGCGAAGCAACUCCUUAGCUCUUUUGAGUUUAUUUUCUUUCUUUUGCGGAAUAAAUUCUUUCACUUUUUGGAAUUUCAAUGGCUUUACUCCGAGCUCGUUUUUCAAUAUUUGCCGUAUGGAAUAUUGGAAUAUUGCGAAUCAGCUCACUAACCAUUUUUUCGGUCACUGCCACCCGAGUUUCGAUGAAGUCGCUUCUUUACUUUUUGAACCAUUUCUGUUUUAUUCCGUCCACUACCGUGAUGUCGGGCUACGCUACCAGUAUCAUGGUAAUGAGCGAUGGUACGAUACACAAAAAGAUUAAUUCACAUUUAAAUGUUGGAGUGCUCUAACGAUAGCCAAAUUUAAUUGGCUAAUUGUAAUGUUAUUUUCCAGCCAAAUUUAAAGAGAUCACACUAUCACACUUAAAUUCCAGCACGAAUAACUUUUUUUCUGGAAAAUUCUUACCAAAAAUGGAUUACCCUAUAUCUUCAAAAUUAAAAUCUACUGACCGGUCAGAACGAUUAUCGCGAGCUAUAUUGUUUUGUUGUUUCAAACUGCUAUUAUUCGAUUUCCUUGUUGGCGAAUGCUUCAUUAAGGCCAACAUCACAUUCAGUGCGUAUAACAUAAAAACUGAACAAAGAAAGCUACACACCGAAUGAAACAAAAAAAAAGAACGUUUUAAGCGGAAGCAAAUCUUUGUGUAGUAAGCGCAGAAUUAAAAUGAAUGUAAUGAACAUUACUUGCAAACAUCACGUUCUAUGCUUUGUCUUCUAGUUUUUUUCUUUCUCUGUAAGAAAUUAAAAUAUUUAUUUGGUCUUAAUGAAACAUUUCUGGAGGAAAUUUCUUUUGCUGGUGCUUUUUAAUACUUUGAAAAAAAAUGUUCAGUAGAGGAUUUUGAACAUUUUAUUAAAGUUUGCAAGCAGUAGAAAGUCAAAUAAGUUCUUAACAUUUAAAAUUGGGAAUAUAUUCUUAAAAUGAAUAAAAGGAAAUACUGUAUUAAGAAUAGUUUAUAGGAGGUGUUCUAACUGUGUGGUAGACAUAAAUUAUGACUAUUAUGAUUUUCGAAAUCAAAUUUCGAGUUUCGAAUUUAGUUUUUUUUUACAAAAAUCUCGUCACAUUCCUUUAUACCGCAGCUGAAUUUACAUUAUUUCACUUUGUUCCCGAGUACCCUCUAUGUCUGAAAAGCCUGAUUUUUUAAUUUUACAGGAACUUUUAGGGUCAUAUUGCCAUACAUCAAAAGAUACCAGUAAACCAAGAAAAUGACACCCACAUACCCACUACAUUGCCAGUAGCAAAAAAUAAUAAAGUAAUCCUAUUCGAUUUUAUAAGUGUAUUUAUCACAGGCAAGUACCCGCUACUCCGUUAGUGAAAAGUCCAUCUUAAAAUGAACAAUUUGUUCAUUAUUUGAUGGACAAAUUUUCCAAACAAAAGUUUAUGCAUCGUACUAAUUAUACCCUACACCACGAGGUGGUCAGGGUAUUAUGUCUUUGUGCAUUUGUUUGUAACAGGUAAAAGGAAACGAGAUAGACCCAUAGUUCCCUUUGAUGAUCUGCAUAGAAUCACAUUCUGAGUCGAUUUAUGCAUGUCCGCAUUUAUUGUCCUAUCCAGAUGAAAUUUUGCAAACAUCAUUUGUUUGGCCGAAGGACGAACCCUAUUGAAAUUGGAGAUAAUCGGUCAAAAUUUAGGUAUAGCUCUCAUAUAUAUCUUCGUCCUAUUUGCCUUUUAUUGUGCACCAAACGUGUAAUAUUAGCCCGGAUCGUAUGAAAUUUUGCACAUACAACCAAAUUAGGCCUGAAAAUAAGUAUGCCAAAUUUGAUCGAAAUCGGUUCAGAUAUAGCUAUAGCUCCCAUUUAUAUUGUUCAUCCGAUAUGUUAUUUUUGUCCUUCGCAGCCGUAAUAUGCACUCUGUUACAACAAUAUUUUGGGAAAUAUAUCAAAUACAGGCCAGAAAUACAUGUGCCAAAUUUUAUCGAGAUCGGUUCAGAUUUGGAUAUAGCACCCAUAUAUAACUUCGUCCGAUUUACCUUAUAUUGUGCACCAAACGUCUAAUAUUUGUCCAAAUGGGAUUAAAUUUGGUACCUAGGAUCGAAUUUAGUCUAGAAGGUAGUAUGUCAAAUUUAGUGGAGAUCGGUUCAGAUAUAGCUAUAGCUUCCAUAUAUACUGUUCAUCCGAUUUGUAUUUGUUACCCACAGCCGUAAUAUGCCCUCCGUAGCAUCAAUAUUUGGGGAAAUAUAUCAAAAACAGCUCAGAAAUAUCUUUGCCAAAUUUUAUCGAGAUCGGUUCAGAUUUGGAUAUAGCUCCCAUAUAUAUCUUUAUCGGAUUUCAAAUUAAUUUUGCACCAAAUGGGCAAUACAACUCCGAAUUUAAAAGAUACAAAUGUUUCGGCAUAUUUAGUCCUUUGAACUUUAAAUUAUAAUUAUAAUCAUAGCGUGUAUGAUUAAAAUCUCCCAUAAAAACUUUUAAUUUUUAUGCGGAGCUCUACUAAAUUAGCAAAAUGGUGUAGGGUAUCAUAAAGUCGGCCCCGCCCGUCUUUAAGACUUUCUUUACUUGUUUUUCAGCUGCACCAGUGCAAUAACAUUUUAUUCAUAUUCAAGUUGUGCAUUUUUGGAAAAGGUCUUUCGUUUUGAAGUUUCCCGAAGAGUAUAUUCCACUUCCAAUUUUUCUGGCCAGAACUAUUUCAAAGUCUUUACACAAUAAAAAAAAGCCACAGCCAUAUCUAAAUCGUAGAAACAAAUAGUGACCUCAAGAUCAGAGUUUAGGAUUCAAGCUCUGCCCAUUCACUCAAUGGCUAAUUUAAUACCAUUUAGUUCUUUUCGAAAAAUUUAGUGCACAUUCCAAAAUCAACCUAUUUCUCACACAACUAUGCACAAUGCAACAUAGGACUCCAUAUCAAACUUCAGAAUUCCAGUUCUAAACCAAGACCCAAUCCCAAAUUUAUUACCAUAUCUUUCGUACAGUCAUACAACGCAUGUUUAAACUCAUCUUUUCACUCCUCCCUAGACACCAAUACUAACCCCAAUACCAAAUUUCAGAAUUUCGGCCCUAUCCCUUCACUCAAUAUCAAAUUUAUUACUAUUUAGUACUUUUCGUACAAAUAUUGUCUAAAAUUCCUAAACCACCUUCAGAUUUCAAUUUCGGAUACCGUCAUAGUCUUCGAUACAAAAAUUUCAGAAUUUCAUUACCAAAUUUAGUACAAUUUAAUGCAAUUAUAAAAAUCAGCACCUUCUCUCAACCAUUAAUACCAAAAGAGACUUCAAUAUCAAAUUGCAGAAUACUAAAUUUUGUACCACUUAGUACUCUUCGAAUAAUUACAAAUUUCCAAAACCACUUCCAUAUUUUAAUCACAGACACCAACAGUGACAUAUAUAUCAAAUUUUGGGAUUCCAAGUCCAUUCACGUUUUGGUACCAUUUAGUACUUUUCGUACAAUUUUAGUGUACUUUUCCAAACCACCGCCGAAUCUCAAACACAGAUACCAGCAAAAUGCCAAAUAUAGUACCACUUAGGUACGAAAAAUACACAUAGCACAUAUUUCCAAAACCACCUCCAUAUCUCUGCUAAAGAUCCAACUGUAAUCUCAAUAUAACAUUUUAAUAAAAAAACUCUUUUCCAUCAUCCAAUAUUAAAUUUUGUACAAUUUAAUACUUUUCGUACAAAUAUAGGAAGCAUUAAUCUAAGUAUUAAAUUUCUAAAUUUUAUCUCUAUCCCAUUACCUAGUACCAAAUAUAGUACCAUUCAGUACUAUUCCUAUUCCUUCACAUGAACAGCGACCCUAAUACCAAAUUUCGGAUUUCAAAAACUAUCUCUUCACCCAAUACCAAAUGUUUCCAAGUAUAGAACUAUUUUGUAUUUUUCGUGCACAUGUAGUACCCAUUUACAAAACAACCUUUUUAUCACAAACCUACCAGCAAUAGGGACCCCAAUAUAAAAUUCUAGCUUCAUCCAUUCACACUAAUCAACAAACUGUUCCAAAUCUAGUACCAUUUAGUACAGUUCGCACACCUAGUACACAUUUCCAAAUCCACAUUCACAUAUCAAACUUAUUUUCCAGUGCACAUAAUACCAAAUGGUACCAUUUUAGAAAUUUAGUACCGUUUCAGGACUUUUCGUAACCUUAUAGUUCGAAUUUUCAAAAACCCUUUCCGUUUGUACAAUGCAAAGUAUUAAUUUUUAAGUAAAUUUUGGUACUUGUCGUACUCUUUUAGUGCGAAUUUCCGGAAAACACGGUCUUAUUAUCCUCCUACGCACCAAGGCUGACCUUCAUGCAAAAUUUCAAGAUUCUAGCUUUGGCCGUUUCGUUUGGGCGUUGAUUCUAGAUCAGUCGGUCAGUUCAUUAUAUUUGUCAUUCCGUUUGUAACUCCUCGCAAUAUUCAUACUAGACCCUACAAAGUAUAUAUAUUCUGGAUCAGCGUAAAAUUCUAAGACGAUCUAAAGAUGUCCGCCUGUCUGUCUUUUGUAAUCACGCUAUCUUUCGAACGAAUUGAGAUAGAAUUUUGCAUAAAUGCUUAGUUUACCAGUAGGCAGGUUAAGUUCGUAAAUGAGCCAUGUCGGUUCACAAUUUCGUAUAGCCCCCAUAUAACAGUACCUCCCGAUAUCCGGAAUUAUUUCAAAUUUCAUAUUUAAAAUUCGUAAUAGGUACUACAGCCUAUGACAAACAUUUUUGUAUGCAGUUCCACGACUUCGUAUAGCACCCCAUAUAACAGUAGCUCCCGGUAUUUUGAUGAUUUCAGCAACAUUAUUCGCCGCAAUCGUUUCAAAUUUCGUAUUGGGAGAUCUUAAUGGUUACUACAACCUAUGGAAAAAAUCGUAUGCAGAUCCACGUCUUCGUAUAGCCCCUAUAUAACGGUACCUACCAAUAUUCAGUAUUUUCAUGAUUUUUACGACAUUAUUUAUCGGAAUCAUUUUAAAUUUCAUAUUCAAAGUUCGAAAUGGGUACUACAGCCUAUGACAAAAACGUUUUCGUAUAGUCAGUUUUCAUUUAAGUGGUAGAUUCCGGAAGUUUUUUGAAAAUUUUCAAGGUCUUUCCAAUUGGUGGAGGGUGUUAAAAGUUCGGCCCGGACGAAAUUAACUGCUUUUUUACUUGUUCAUUAUUUUAGCCGUUCUUCUCAAUUCUUCCGGGUUAUAGGCGUGAUUAUUUCAAAGAGAGUAUAACCUCCAUCCCAAUAUAAAAGGUGUAAAAUGUAAAAAUACCGAAAACAAAUUA
Molecule: messenger RNA, 12988 nt
Organism: Musca domestica (house fly)
Lineage: Eukaryota; Metazoa; Arthropoda; Insecta; Diptera; Muscidae
Product: hornerin
Exons: 18
Coding region: 364-5508 (1714 amino acids)
Cellular component (GO): cytoskeleton
Source: RefSeq, a predicted model, not a curated record